ACGCGACGCACUGGUGCGCGUUUGCGUGACCGAUCACGACCGCCUUUUAAUCCGCCCUCGAUGCUGUGGCCUCCAUUCUCUCGAUUCUAGGCAUUUCCUUUCUCCUCCAUCUCUUCCUCCUCCAUUCUCCUCUUGCUGGAUCAUCCGCCGUGUCGAUCGUUGCAUGCGCGCGGCCUCGCGAUGCUUCUUUCGAUCCGAUCCACGCGCGGCAGUGAUAUUUCGAUCGAUCGGCGAGGGAUGAGAGCUUCGGCGAUGGCGCUACUGCUGGCGCUCCUCGGAUUCUUGCUGGUCGCCGGCGAUGGCCAGAUGCUCUACAAGGAUUCUCGCCAGAGCAUUGAGGCGCGGAUCAAAGAUCUCCUAAGGAGGAUGACGCUCGAGGAAAAGAUCGGGCAAAUGACGCAGAUUGAGAGGGCGGUGGCGAGCCAGGCCGUGGUCAGGCAAUACGGCAUAGGGAGCGUGUUGAAUGGGGGAGGCAGUGCUCCGGCGGAGAGGGCAGCUCCCAAUGUAUGGGAGGACAUGGUCGAUGACUAUCAGAUUGGAGCUAUGAGCACUCGCCUUGGAAUUCCAGUCAUCUAUGGCGUCGACGCAGUGCAUGGUCACAACAAUGUCUAUGGAGCUACCAUUUAUCCUCACAACAUUGGCCUCGGUUCUUCCAGGUACUUACUCAUUCUUUCUCCAUCCAUCUUUUUCCUUCCUUUUUGGUAUGAAAAGUUUUUGGGACUUUUUCUCAGGGAUCCUGAGCUGGUGCGGAGAAUCGGAGCUGCGACUGCGCUGGAAGUGCGAGCGACUGGAAUGCCUUACGCCUUUGCUCCCUGCAUUGCUGUUUGCCGUGAUCCGAGAUGGGGGCGAUGCUACGAGAGCUAUGGUGAAGAUACGCAGCUCGUGAGAAGCAUGACGAAGAUCAUCCAGGGCUUGCAAGGCUCUCCACCACCUAGUCAUCCGUCUGGCUAUCCUUACGUUGGAGGACCAUCCAAAGUUGUUGCCUGUGCCAAGCAUUUCGUGGGUGAUGGAGGGACAGUGAAGGGAAUUGAUGAGAACAACACAGUGACCACUUAUAGGCAGCUCGUUCAAGUUCAUAUGGGUCCUUAUCUUGAUGCAAUCGCCAUGGGUGUUUCAACCAUCAUGAUUUCGUACUCCAGCUUCAAUGGCAUCAAGAUGCACGCUAAUCGUUUCCUGGUUACCGAAGUAUUGAAAAAUCGUCUCGGGUUUCAGGGAUUCCUGAUAUCUGACUGGGAAGCCAUUGAUAGAAUCACCGAUCCACCCAAGCAAAACUACACGUACUCUGUCUUGACUUCGGUCAAUGCAGGUAUCGACAUGAUCAUGGUUCCGUUCGAUUACCAAAACUUCAUCAACAUCCUCACUGGACUCGUAAAAUCCGGAGCCGUCAGCCAGAGCAGGAUAGACGACGCCGUGACCAGGAUCCUCAGAGUCAAAUUUGCUGCUGGACUGUUCGAAGCGCCGAAGGCAAAUAGGAAGCUCAACAACAAAGUCGGCGCAGAGGACCACCGAGAGCUAGCCAGGGAAGCCGUGAGAAAGUCACUCGUGCUCUUGAAAAACUCAGCCAGGAGUGGAUCUAGCAAGAACAUCCUGCCACUCAGCAAGACGGCGCCCAAGAUUCUAGUGGCUGGAACACACGCUGAUGACUUGGGACUUCAGUGUGGAGGAUGGACAAUCACCUGGCAAGGUGGCAGUGGACAAACAACAAUCGGAACUACGAUUCGCCAAGCAAUUGCCAACACCGUGAGCCAAUCCACGCAAGUUGUCUACGAGCAGUCCCCAGACGCCAACUUCGUCAAGGACAAAGGCUUCUCGUACGCGGUGGUGGUGAUCGGCGAGCAGCCUUACGCCGAGAUAGCCGGCGACAAUCUCAACUUGACAAUCCCCAGCCAAGGCAUCGACACCAUCCGGAACGUGUGCUCGUCCCUGCGCUGCGCGGUGGUGCUCAUCUCCGGUCGGCCGCUGGUGCUGGAGCCUCACAUCGAUAUGAUGGACGCGCUGGUGGCGGCGUGGCUUCCAGGUUCCGAGGGCCAAGGCGUGGCCGACGUGCUUUUCGGUGACCACGACUUCGUGGGGAAAUCGUCCAGGACGUGGUUCAAGCGCGUGGAUCAACUUCCCAUGAAUGUGGGAGACAUGGGCUAUGAUCCUCUCUUCCCGUACGGUUUUGGCAUGACAAUGCGGCAGCAGUAAGUUCUCUUUUCUUUGUUUCCGUACAGAUUAGUUCUAUAGAUUCUUUUGCGAGGAUCACAAAGAUUUUUAUCUGAUAAUACAUAGAGGGGAAUGUUUAUAACUUC
Messenger RNA from Selaginella moellendorffii, 2291 nucleotides. Its product is annotated as beta-glucosidase BoGH3B. The record is from RefSeq and is a predicted model, not a curated record. NCBI's taxonomy places the organism in Eukaryota, Viridiplantae, Streptophyta, Lycopodiopsida, Selaginellales, Selaginellaceae. Gene Ontology annotation, biological process: glucan catabolic process. The transcript is spliced from 6 exons. Bases 181 to 2187 code for a protein of 668 amino acids. Gene Ontology annotation, molecular function: beta-glucosidase activity.